AGGCCGCCGCCGCCACCUUUGAUAGGGGAGCGCGCACUUCCUGAAGUGGAGCCGCUGGCAGAGCAAAGAGAGCAUCUCAGUCCUGAGAUCCGUCCCCUCCAUCGUAGUGAAGGGUCUGGGCUGUCGCUAUCUUUGAUGUGGGCGUAAAAACUUCUAAUAACGGAAACGGAGCGGGAUAGAGUCUGGAGGCCGCCAUCUUUGAUUCGGGCGCACGCACUUCCGGCCGGCUGGAAGAAGAGGGACCACUUCCCCGAUCGAAGUGGACGUCUUCGUCCUUCUGUCCCGGAGCGCGGGGUUGGUCUCUGCGUGACUCAUGCGCUGCCCCGCGGGGCCGGCAUGGCGGAAGAGAGCAUCGAGGGCGCCGUGCACCUGCUCUGCCUCGCCGCCUCCAGCGGAGUACCCCUGUUCUGCAGGAGCAGCCGCGGGGGCACCCCCUCCCGUCAGCAGCUGCCCUUCUCCAUCAUCGGCUCCCUCAAUGGCGUGCACAUGUUCGGCGCGAACCUGGACGUGACGCUGCGCUCGGCGCGCACCGAGGACACUACGGUGGUAUGGAAGACUUUCCACGACAGCAUCAGCCUCAUCGUGCUGUCUUCGGAGCAGGGGUCCCCAGAGCUCAGACUGGAGCGGCUGCUGGAGCUGGUGUUUGGGGCCAUGGUCCUGCUGGUUGGACUGGAAGAGCUGACCAAAAUCCGCAACGUGGAGAGGCUGAAGAAGGACCUGAGGGCCACCUACAGCCUCAUCGACAGCCUGCUGCUGGACUCUGAGCUCGUAGGGGACCUGACCCAGUGUGUGGACUGCAUCGCCCCUCCCGAUGGGGCCCUGCUGCAGGAAGCCCUGGCGGGCAUCGCCGAGGAGGUGGGCAGCGUCUUUGCCAGUCUGGUGGCCAGGGGCCGGGUAGUAGCGGCUACCCAGGGCUGGUGGCGCCUUGGGGCACCAGAGUCAGUGCUGCUGCCCUGGCUGGUGGGCGCACUCCCACUCCAGGCAGCCCGUGACUACCCUGUCUAUCUGCCCCACGGGAGCCCUACGGUGCCUCACCGGCUCCUGACACUCAUGCUGCUGCCAGGCCUGGACCUCUGUAUGCUGUGUGGCCCUCAGCCCCCUCUGAGCCAAGUGGAGCCUCAGGUCCUGGAGCGCUGGUGGCAGCCGGUGCUGGAGCCUCUCAGAGCCUGCUUGGCCCUGGCACCCAGGGGGCUUCCUGCAGGCUUCCCCGUGCACCCUGACAUUCUGGGCAGACUCCUCCUCCUGCACCUGGAGCAGAGACGUGGCCUCUUCACUGUGGAACUCGGUGGGGUGGAAGGCCCUUCCCCCAGGAGCCGGCGGCGCCUCCUGCGCUCUUUCUACGUGCUGGUCACUGGCACCCACUUCCCCCCAGAGGCGGGAUCAUCAGAGGAGAAGGCCGAGGAGCAGGGGGGCCCCUCAGAGGUUCCCCGAGCCUGCUACGUGGUGUCUGGGGCGACCGCUGAAUGCCUGGGGGGCCGGGACGACCCUGGGGCUGGGCUCCGGUUGGUGGCCGUGCAGGCGGGGCCCCGACGGCUCCUGCUGCUGGUGAGUCCCCGGAGCCCGGUCCACGGCCUACGGGGCCUGGCCACCCGGACCCUGCACGCCCUCACCCCAAUCCUCUAGGCCCCCAAUAAAGCGCCACCGCCAGCACA
Molecule: messenger RNA, 1652 nt
Organism: Gracilinanus agilis (Agile Gracile Mouse Opossum)
Lineage: Eukaryota; Metazoa; Chordata; Mammalia; Didelphimorphia; Didelphidae
Gene: FUZ
Product: fuzzy planar cell polarity protein
Exons: 11
Coding region: 337-1623 (428 amino acids)
Biological process (GO): non-motile cilium assembly; vesicle-mediated transport
Source: RefSeq, a predicted model, not a curated record